AUGAAAAAGCACGUGAAUUCUGCACACCUAAACAUUUACGCUGUUAUUAAUUUAUUACAAAAAGAACAAUCAUUAGCAUCAAUUUCAAGAUCGCGAGAUGAUAUGGGAGCAGCAACUCCAAAACGUCGAAAAAAUAAAGUUAAAACGGAUGAACGUUUAAUGAAAUCGUGGCAACGUUAUGAUGCCAGUCGUACUGAUAUUCCAGUUUUCUUGAAAGGUGAUGGUAUGAGAUGUCCAUCAAAACGUUGA
Molecule: messenger RNA, 249 nt
Organism: Didymodactylos carnosus
Lineage: Eukaryota; Metazoa; Rotifera; Eurotatoria; Philodinida; Philodinidae
Source: the annotation of a GenBank genome assembly